GACAACCUGCCGGCUCGCUGGCGCGUGUUCGUCAUUAUUACAAGGAGCGUAAGCCGUUUCAUUUUUAGUUUCUACUUUCCGUUUUUUUUAUUCUUAUCAGCUCCAAACAUUUUAUUUGUUAAAUAGUUUUAUUUUUUGCAUUACCUUAGUUUCUUGUUGCUACUCACUUCUUAUCUUCGUACUAUAUUAUUAACUUUUUUUUUUAAACCAUGUCUGGUACGUCGGACGACGAGGGUAGAGAUAUGGAGAUUGAAUUAGCGCAACUUGAAGCAAAACGUAGUUCAAUAAAAGGACAAACUACAAAAAUUGAAAAGUUUUUGAAGUCUUUCGAUGAUAGUGAGGCAGUUGAUGCUGUCGAGUUUAAUAAAUUAACUCUAAAACUACAUAAGUGUAUGGAGCUGAUACAGAAAUUUGAGACGCUGCAGAGUCGCAUAGAGGUUCUGAAUAGUGGAAAACUCGAAGAAGAACUCACAACACGAGACACUAUGGAAGAAAAUCUCCAUAAUUGUAUUGCAACCGUUCAAUUUUUACUUGAAAAACAUAAGCUAAAGUCGAGCUCUGGGGCUGAUAAUACAAAUUCUUCCACUACCACUCAUCACUCGCAUUGCCGCGAUACCAUAGUUGGUUUUAACUUGCCUCAAAUUAAAAUAAAUAAAUUUGAUGGAACAUUUUAUAAAUGGCUUGAAUUCCGUGAUACAUAUGAAUCAUUGAUACACGAUAACAUUAGUUUGAAGCCCAUUCACAAGUUCCAUUACCUUUGCUCUUACUUAGAAGGUGAAGCGGCGCGAGUUAUUAGUAACUUGGAAAUAUCAGCGGCGAAUUAUUCCGAAGCUUGGACUCUUUUAUGCGAGAGGUCCCUGAUGUCGCUACCGUCUCCAGAGCUAAUUGACAUCAAUCCAAGAAGACUAAACAGAUAUGAAGUAUUGGAACAAAUGAGACAACACUUCUGGAAAAGAUGGCAGUCAGAAUAUGUUACUGAACUCCAGCAUCGUUGCAAAUGGAAAACCCGGUGCAGAGAUUUAAAAGAAGGAGAGCUAGUGAUAAUUAAAGAUGACAAUGUGCCUCCACUAUUAUGGCGACUUGGAAGAGUUCAAAAACUUUACCCAGGCGCAGACGGAGUGCCGCGAGUUGCUGAUAUAAAGACAUCAAGAGGAGUCAUCAGACGCGCACUCAAUCGUAUAUCCCUUCUUCUAGACGACAUUGCUUGAAAGCAGCGCUUUCAAGGGCCCCCAGUAUGUUCGCGCGCGUAAUAAGGAAUGCGCGAGCGGCGACGGCGGCGGCUGAGGCGCGGGAGGCAGGCUCCGCGCAGGCGACGGCGGCGCGGCGGCUGAGGCGCGGGCGCCGGGGCGACCGCCGCCACACACACUACCUUGCUACCUUAACCGAACGGACGCGUUGCGAGCAAUCUCGCUGUUUUGUCGGGAAUUUGUAUUUAAUUUCAUAAUCACGAACAUUAUAAGUAAUAAUCACCA
Pectinophora gossypiella (pink bollworm) is the source of this 1472-nucleotide messenger RNA. RefSeq lists its product as uncharacterized. Bases 210 to 1208 code for a protein of 332 amino acids. The record is from RefSeq and is a predicted model, not a curated record. The transcript is spliced from 2 exons. Lineage: Eukaryota; Metazoa; Arthropoda; Insecta; Lepidoptera; Gelechiidae.